Molecule: messenger RNA, 280 nt
Organism: Cebus imitator (Panamanian white-faced capuchin)
Lineage: Eukaryota; Metazoa; Chordata; Mammalia; Primates; Cebidae
Product: leucine zipper protein 6-like
Exons: 2
Coding region: 1-192 (63 amino acids)
Source: RefSeq, a predicted model, not a curated record
AUGUUCCUUUUUUGUAUUAAAUCAGUCAUUUCAUAUGCACUAUAUCAAGUACAAACAGGUAAUUUACCUGUUUAUAGUAGUGUACUAGCAAGUUCUCCCUUGCAGCUGCAGACUGGCAUCUAUAGGCUUAUAGUUCAAAUACAGCACUUAAAUAUCCCAAGUAGUUCUUCUACGCAUAGCUCACCUUUUUAAACCCAGUUAAGCAUGGAGGAGAGGUAGUAGGUAGGUGCCGUGUGUGGAAGCUGCAAACAAGUAGACCUUUUAUUCAUUGAUUCAUUUU